GACGAACCAGGGAAGUGCCCAGGACUCUGCAGCGGGCCGGGCGCCCAGGUCGGCGGCGACGGGGGCGAAAGGUCCGGCUGCGCGGGCCGGCGGCCGGGGACCGGGAAGGCCGCGAGGCCCGGCGGGAUCGAGGUUCGGAGUUUGCGGGUCCGAGGCCCGGCCAGAGAUACCGGAUCAGAAGCUCAGAGAAGCGAAGUGACCUCCCCAAGGCCGCUCGGCUCUGUAAGUGGCCGUUACCGGAUUGGAAACUUGCGGUGUCCGGUUCCAAGUAGGUGCCAAGUGAAGUUCCGGAAAACAAGAGAAGAGGGGGAAAGUCACCAGGCCACUGGAGCUAGCAGCUGUUUGGAAGUGAAACGCUGCAGAAGGGGAAGGGGAGAGCGCCGGCCAGGCUCCGUGGGGGCCGAUGACCCGCAGACAGAAGGAUCUGCACCGGGUGCUGAGUUUGUUCCUUGUGCUGCGGAUGGUGGAGACCGUGUCCGGGGCCAGGGGCCCAUUUACAGGGACCCACAUGAGCUCCCCGUUUUCAGCCUCAGAUGUGAAGCAGACCCCCACGGCAGACUGUCGUGAGGUGUGCGGCCUGAACGUCUCUGACCGCUGUGACUUCAUCAGGACCAACCCUGACUGCCGCAGCGAAGGGGGUUACCUCAACUAUCUCGAGGGCAUCUUCUGUCACCUCCCGCCCAACCUGCUCCCUCUGGCCAUCACCCUCUAUGCUUUUUGGCUCCUCUACCUGUUUCUGAUUCUGGGAGUCACCGCUGCAAAGUUUUUCUGCCCGAACCUGUCAGCCAUUUGCACCUUGCUCAAGCUUUCUCACAAUGUGGCUGGCGUCACCUUCCUGGCCUUUGGGAACGGUGCACCUGAUAUCUUCAGCGCCCUGGUGGCUUUCUCGGAUCCGCGCACCGCCGGCCUGGCCCUGGGGGCUCUGUUCGGUGCGGGUGUGCUGGUGACCACCGUGGUGGCCGGUGGCAUUGCCAUCUUGCGCCCCUUCACGGCCGCCUCCAGGCCCUUCCUCCGGGACAUCGUUUUCUACAUGGUGGCCGUGUUCCUGACCUUCACCGCGCUCUACCUGGGCAGAGUCACGCUCGCAUGGGCCCUGGGCUACCUAGGCUUGUACGUGUUCUAUGUGCUUACCGUGGUUGUCUGCACCUGGCUGUACCGAUGGCAGCGGAGGAGGUCCCUGGUCUAUUCCAUGCCAGGCACCCCAGAGAUGCUCUCAGACUCUGAGGUGGAACCAGUGUCUUCCAACAGCUACGACUACAGCGAAGAGUACCGGCCGCUUCUCUUCUAUCAGGAGACCACGGCUCAGAUCCUGGCCCGGGCCCUCAACCCCCUGGAUUACAGGAAGUGGAGGAACAAGUCCGUGUACUGGAGGGCCCUCAAGGUGCUCAAGCUGCCCGUGGAGUUCCUGCUGCUGCUCACCGUCCCAGUUGUGGACCCCGACAAGGACGAUGGCAACUGGAAACGGCCCCUCAACUGCCUGCACCUGGUGAUCAGCCCGCUGGUCUUGGCCCUGACCCUGCAGUCGGGCGCCUACGGCAUCUACGAGAUCGGUGGCCUCUUUCCUGUCUGGGCCGUGGUGGUGAUUGUGGGCACAGCCCUGGCUGCGGUGACCUUUUUUGCCACGUCCAACAGUGAGCCUCCCAGGUUUCACUGGCUCUUUGCUUUCCUGGGCUUCCUGACCAGCGCCCUGUGGAUCAACGCAGCCGCCACAGAGGUGGUGAACAUCUUGCGGUCCCUGGGCGUCGUGUUCCGGCUGAGCAACACCGUCCUGGGGCUCACGCUGCUGGCCUGGGGGAACAGCAUCGGAGACGCCUUCUCAGAUUUCACGCUGGCCCGCCAGGGCUACCCGCGGAUGGCCUUCGCAGCCUGUUUCGGGGGCAUCAUCUUGAAUAUCCUGGUGGGAGUAGGGCUGGGCUGCCUGCUCCAGAUCUCCAGGAGCCACGUGGAGGUGAAGCUGGAGCCAGACGGACUGCUGGUGUGGGUCUUGGCGGGCGCCCUGGGCCUCAGCCUCGUCUGCUCCCUGGUCUCGGUCCCACUGCAGUGCUUCCAGCUGAACAAAGUCUACGGCUUCUGCCUGCUCCUCUUCUACGUGACCUUCCUCGUGGUGGCCCUGCUUACGGAAUUUGGGGUGAUUCACCUGAAAAGCGUGUGAGUGACGCCGCGUGGCCGGCGCCGCCUGGUGGCCGGGAGGUGUCACUGCAGGCAGAAAGAUGGAAGUCGGGCCCCGGUGGGGGGG
Messenger RNA from Panthera uncia (snow leopard), 2236 nucleotides. RefSeq names its product solute carrier family 8 member B1 (gene SLC8B1). The transcript is spliced from 17 exons. Bases 404 to 2152 code for a protein of 582 amino acids. The record is from RefSeq and is a predicted model, not a curated record. Gene Ontology annotation, molecular function: calcium:sodium antiporter activity. Gene Ontology annotation, cellular component: membrane. Gene Ontology annotation, biological process: intracellular calcium ion homeostasis; calcium export from the mitochondrion. Lineage: Eukaryota; Metazoa; Chordata; Mammalia; Carnivora; Felidae.